Coccinella septempunctata (seven-spotted ladybird) is the source of this 549-nucleotide messenger RNA. RefSeq names its product cytochrome P450 9e2-like. The record is from RefSeq and is a predicted model, not a curated record. The transcript is spliced from 4 exons. Gene Ontology annotation, molecular function: oxidoreductase activity, acting on paired donors, with incorporation or reduction of molecular oxygen; monooxygenase activity; iron ion binding. Lineage: Eukaryota; Metazoa; Arthropoda; Insecta; Coleoptera; Coccinellidae. Bases 1 to 549 code for a protein of 182 amino acids.
AUGUUUUCCUUUCUGUUUUGUUUGACGAUAAUAUUGGUUUUUGUAGUUUUCAAGAAGAAAUAUUCUUAUUGGAUCGAAAGAGGAGUUACUCAAAAUUUCGCAGUUCCAUUGUUAGGAAUCAAUUGGAAGAUACUCACCCAUCAAGCUUCUGAAAAGGAGAUUUUUCAAUAUUCAUAUGAGAAACAUUCUCAGAAAAGGUACAUUGGCGAUUACGACUUUCUCAGUCCCCUAUUGAUAAUAAAAGAUCCAGAUUUGCUGCAACAGAUCCUGAUCAAAAACUUCGAACAUUUUCUGGAUCACAGACAGUACAUUCCACCUGAUAUCGACCCUUUGUGGAAUAAAAAUGUGGCGAAUUUGAAAGGUAACAAAUGGAAGGAGAUGAGAUCUUCACUCACCCCAGCCUUCACCAGCAACAAAAUGAGGCAUAUGUUCACAUUGAUGGAGGAGUGUUCCAAUUAUUUCGUUCAGUAUUUCCAACUCAAGGAUGAAGAUGUAAUCGAAGAGGAAAUAAGGGAAACUUUCAGCAAAUAUCUCAACGAUAGGCCUUGA